GGCUGCUCAGGCCAGCUGAGGAGCAAGAAGGGAAGGGGGUGGGCCCCCAAGCAGCUGGGACCCCUCAGGCCAUGUGGGACUGGCCAGCCCCUGCCAGCUAGGCAGCUGCAGUGUAUCCACAGGCUGGGGCCUCGGGCUGUGCGGCCCUGGGGGGAGGCUGGGGCGCCCCACCUCUUCCACAUGGGCAGACGAGCUGUGGUUGGUAUACUUGCCUGCUGUCCACACUGCUCCUGGUCCAGCCUUUAUGUGGCCGAGGGUACCUUUCUAAACCCUUGUGGGCGCCUGCUGGGUCCUGCAUCCUCAGAUCUGGGUCCUGGAGGUUACCAGAGAGCAGAACGCACUGCUGUCCUCCAGGAGCGGCCCCCGUCGCACCACAGAUGUGAGUGAGUUGUCCGGUUGGGGGCUGCGUGCAGGGUGGCUGGACAAGAAUGGGGAGUGGGACUGGGCAGGGGUCCCACCUGGGCAGCACGGCCGAGGGGGCUGGUACUGUGGUACGCUUGGCUGUUGGAGAAGCAGGUGAACACAGCAGGUGUUAGGGCAGGGUGGGGGCCUGCAGGGCAGAGAACGUGCAGCACUGCUACACGCUGAGAAAGGUGGCAGAGCACAGGCUGCAGUGACUUCAGUGGGGUGUGUGGACAGCAUCAGGAUAGAGGGUUUAGGAGGGGUUGAAAGUGUGGGUACCCCAUGGGAUCUGGGGUACAGCGUCCUGCCCUCAGCCAGCAAUACCUGGGGAGGUCCCUGAAGCGGCGCUGAGCUCAGGCAGGGGUCCUGGUUCAGUCUCGCGCUCAUACUCCUGACAUCUCCCCCUGCCAAAGCCCAGGGUUCUGCGGCCCAGGCCUCCCUGUAGCAGCAGCUCCUAGCCUGGACUGCAGGCUGCGCCACCAUGACUCACUCCCCAGGCCUGUCCCCACCACACCCUCCACCCCUGCAGAAGGCCCCUCACUUCCCAGGUCCCAGGCUGGAGCAGAGCAGAGAGGGGCCCCCUGGUUCCUUAACAGACCUGGAGCACCAGGUCCUGAGGUCACAGUGGGGAGCAGUGACUAGCCCAGCCACCUGCACCUUUAGAGGCCCUGGGAGGGAGCAGGGGCAUCCCACCUCAGGUUUUAUACCAGCCAUCCUCAGACAUCCAGUCAUCCCACUGGCAUUAGCUGAGCGCUUAUGUGAUGAGGGGUGCUGAGCAUGCAGUGGGGAGACCUCACCCUCCUGGUUGUGGAGGGAGCUUCCCAGAGGAAGGCCAUUUUAGGGGUGCAAGGCGGAAGGCACUGUAUGUGUGUGCCUGAGUGUGAGUGAGGAUGAAGUGGAUGGGUGUGCAAACACGUGUAUAAUUGUGUGUAUGUGUGUGUGAGAGGAAGGAGUCCAGACGUGACCAGCUCUGAGGCGGGCAGGAGCAGGUCAGGAGUCCCUGAGGACCCAUGAGGAUACAGGUUUUGUCCUGAGAGCUCCACGCAGCUUGGAACCAAACCCAGUGGCCUGUGACCCCACCUGGGGGUGCCUGCAGGAGGGGAAAUGGGGGUAGGAGGCUGGGAGGGGAACCUGGCCACUAGCUGGUGUCUAUACCGUGUGGGAGGCUGUGGUGUGCUCUGCAGCUGCUGGGGGAAGGUGGAUGUGGCAGAGGGUCCCCAGGCCUGGAGUCUGGACUCUGGGCACCUGGGGUGGAGGUGGGGGGUGCACACCUCCCACUGGCCAGGCGGUCCAGGCAGCACACAGCUGGGGCAUCCAGGGCGGGGGCCUGGGGAGCGAGGGAUGUGAAAGACAACCCACAGAACCACUACACAGCUGACAAGGGGGAGACUUCGUGGGCAGCCUGAGGCCAGGCUGUGAGGGGGGUCACUGUCUUGGCAGGCCUGGGGUCAGUGGAGGUGGACAGAAAUCAAAUUUCCUCUGGGCAAACAGCCCUGGGGCCUGAGCAAGGCAAAUGCUGCAGCCCCACUCUCUGAGUAAGCUCUGUCCCCCACAGGGCACUUCAGCGGGUGGGUGGACAAGUCGCAGGAGGGAGACCUUAGCCUGAGAGCCCACAGAGGCGGGUGGGUUGCAGGAGCAGGCUCUGGUCCCUGAUCUAAGGCCUCAGUCUCCCAGGGCUGAGUGUGCCUUGGGCUACUCGCAGGUGCUCACAUGCAGAGGGGGGACCACCCGAUGCCAGGCACAUGCAGGAAUCCGAGCCCACAGGAAGGGGAAGAGAUUGCCUGAGAUGCCAAGUUUCCCAGGGAAGGGUUCCACCAGUCCUCUUGAUGAGCAGAGCACUCGGGGGGAGGGGCGCAGCCCAGCAACCCCACCUCAGCCAAAGGAAGUCCACCCACUGUGAGAGUGGGCACAUGGGAGGAAGCUGGGCCAGGCAUGGGAAGGAAAUGGCUGGGCAGGCCCUGACCUCACUGUACUACGGGAGGAGGCACUGGGCAUCUCUGGUUCUCAGACCACCACCCUCUCAGGAUCUUUGUUCAGGCCCAGGGGUGAAAGGGGCUUGAAGGGGGGAGAGCCCAGCUGCCCAUCCCUGCAGAAGCCACUCCAUUGGUGCCAGAACCAGGUGUGCAGGGCCCAGCUCACCCCAGCAUAGGCAUCCUGAGGCCCGCUGGAGCCCUCGGUGUCCUCCCGAUAGGGUGCCUCCUUGGGCAACUCUUGGUGAAGAUGGCCCCAGCCCCCUUCAUGGGGAGCCCCGAUGUGUGCCCUGCACACUGGCGGUCACCUCUCCCUCUCCCGACCCCACACCCUUUACUGAACACUUCCAGGCCUGUUCCCCUCCCCCAACCUUGACACACAGGUGGACCUGGGCCCCUUCCCCCCAAGCCUCAUCCUGGAUCCCACUUGAGUGGCCCCUACCCGCACUGGCUCUAACAUGUAGCUUUGGGUGACAUUCCCUCUGAACAAAGGUCCCAGCAAAUGCCAGGGUCUUGUUCCCUGAGGGGCCAGCACCCUCAUACACCCUUCUCUCCUGCUGGCCCAGCUUAGGACCAAGCCCUCACUGGCAGCUUCCCAGCAGCACUGGACAGCCAUGGGCCUGGCCUUCGCCUCCCGAUGCCCCACCUCUGUGUUGGGUUCCUUCUUGGACCUCACAGCCCCAGGACAGGUCACCAGCAAAAGUCCCCGCUCUGUGCUUGAAGCCUCUAGACACAGAGAAAUACGUUCCAGGUGGGACAAGACAGGGAGAGAGAACUUGGAGUGAUGGGGUAGGAAACCAUGUUAAAUAAGAGUUUUGUUUUGUUUUAAUUCAACUGUUGUUUACAGAGAAGCUGUGAAGAGACCAGGGAGAGCUCUCAUUCACCCCCAAACCCAGUUCCCCUGUGGCGUGCUUGUCACAAUCGGUACCCCAGUAUUGAUACAUUUCCAUUAACCAAAGAUUGCUCACUUUCACCUGUGUCCUUUUGCUGUCCCAAGGUCCCCGGGGGCGGGGGCGGGGCUGUCCUUAUGUCUCCUUGGCCCCUCUUGGGGGUGACUCCCUCAGACUUCCCUAGUUUCUGAUGCCCUUGGCAUUUUGAAGGUCAGGUAGUUUGUAAAAGCCCCUCCUGGAACUUGUCUCAACAUAUGUCAUAAUUGCCUGGGGUAAGGGUUUGGGAAGAAGGCUUCAGGGGCAGCAAGGUCUGUGCUCUCAACUCGGCUCCUCUCUGCGGGUGGGGACCUCAGCCUCCUGCCUGAGGUGAUGUCUGUCAAGUUGUACUCCUCCCUCCCUCCCUCCUUGCUGUGCUCUCUGGAAGAACACCCUCCUUGAGGUCACAGUGGCUACAUGAAUUACUUGGAAUUCCCUUCUCCCCCAUGUAGUUAUUGGAUCAUUUGUAUCAGUGGGGAGAUGCAUGUAUUUCUUACCUGGGGCUAUAAUCUAUAAACCAAUCUAUAACAGUACUUUAUUGCCCAAAUUGAUCCAGCUUCGCAUAUGAGGGGCUGCUUGCCUCAGCUCCAUGUUGUGUCCCUUUGACACGCCUCCAUCAGUGAGGGUGUGUGUGCCUGUGUGUUAGCACUUCCUUCCUCUCUGGCACCAAGAGAUGCUCCAGGUGCGUUUCCUGCCACCGCCCUGGAGCCGUGCUUCUCCACAAGCCCAGUUUCCUUUAUUGGAGAGUGGGACCAAGGUGUGUUCAUUGCUACCGGGUGUUUUUUUCCAUUUAGGUCCUUUCAACUGACAGGCAAGGGACUACAACACCGGGUAUAUGCAUGUGUCUAUCACAUUCUCUAAGAAACCAUUCGUGUCCAUAUUGAGCUGCAGGUCGCAUCCCCCGCCCCUAUGACAAACAUGAGCUGGAGCUUCCUGACGCGGCUGCUGGAAGAGAUCCACAACCACUCCACGUUCGUGGGCAAGGUGUGGCUCACGGUGUUGGUGGUCUUCCGUAUCGUGCUCACGGCCGUGGGCGGCGAAUCCAUCUACUCGGACGAGCAGACCAAGUUCACGUGCAACACGCGGCAGCCGGGCUGCGACAACGUCUGUUACGACGCCUUCGCCCCCCUGUCCCACGUGCGCUUCUGGGUCUUCCAGAUUGUGGUCAUCUCCACGCCCUCCGUCAUGUACCUGGGCUACGCCGUGCACCGCCUGGCCCGCGCCUCGCAGGACGAGCGCCGCCGCGCCUCUCGCCGCCGCCCUGGCCGCCGCGCGCCCCGCACACCCCUGCCGUUGCCCCCGCCGCCCCACCCGGGCUGGCCCGAGCCCGCCGAGCUGGGCGAGGAGGAGCCCAUGCUUGGCCUGGGUGAAGAGGACGAGGAGCCGGGGGCGGCUGAGGGCCCGGGCGAGGAUGAUGAGGCUGAGGACGCCGGCGCGGCCAAGGGCGCAGGAGGGGAUGCCAAGGCGGCUGGGGUCCCGGGCCCGGCCGGGCAGCAUGACGGGCGGCGGCGCAUCCAGCGCGAGGGCCUGAUGCGCGUGUACGUUGCCCAGCUGGUGGCGCGGGCCGCCUUCGAGGUGGCCUUCCUGGUGGGCCAGUACCUGCUGUAUGGUUUCGAGGUGCGGCCCUUCUUCGCGUGCAGCCGCCAGCCCUGCCCGCACGUGGUCGACUGCUUCGUGUCCCGGCCCACCGAGAAGACCGUCUUCCUGCUGGUCAUGUACGUGGUCAGCUGCCUCUGCCUGCUGCUCAACCUCUGCGAGAUGGCGCACCUGGGCCUGGGCAACGCGCAAGACGCUGUGCGUAGCCGCCCCCCGCCCCCCGCCCCCGGCCCGGUGCCUCGCCCGCCGCCCUGCGCGCUCCCAGUUGCGCCUUCGGGCCUGGCCUGCCCCCCUGACUACAGCCUGGUGGUGCGCGCGGCUGAGCGCCCACGCACCCACGACCAGGACCUGGCCAGCCUGGCCCUGCAGGCGCUGCAGGAUCGGCGGGCGCUUGGGGACCUCGACAGCCCACCCGGCCCUGACCUCCCAGCGACAGCCCGGGGGCCCCCGAGGCCCGGCGCCCCUGCCUCCGGGUCCGGUAGUGCCACCUCGGGUGGUACUGCUGGGGGCCAGGGCCGGCCGGCGGCCAAACCCAGGAUGGGCUCGGAGAAGGGCAGUGCCAGCAGCAGCAGGGAGGGUAAGACCACAGUGUGGAUCUGAGGCUUCGCCUUGGUGGCUCUCCCUCCUCCCUCCUCACCAGGGCCAAGGUGGGGGGCUCUGGGGGAAGUCUAGGGGCUGGGCACUGCAUAAGAGGCGGAGGACAACCUGCCCUCCUCCUCCUUCUCCUCAGCUGGCUGCCCUCCCUCUCUUGAGGGGGCAGAGGGCACCAGACCACCCUGUAUCAUUGCCCUUCCCUGCCUAAGCCCCAUCUUUGUCCAGGGUAGGGUGGGGAUGGUAGGCCUGGAAACCAGGAAAUGUCCCCAGCUUUGAUCCAGAAGCCCUGAUGGAUAGGUGGGACUGUGGCUGGGGCACUGCCCCCAUCCCAGAGCCACCCAGCUGGCCACCUCAGAACAAGGGGGCCCUCCAGAUGGGAGCUCUACCCCCUCCUGCCCUGCUGCCCUGCCGUAGCCCAUGCGUGAUUGCCCAGGGGUGUCUGGCCUGGGUGUUGAGGAGUACUGCGCUGGUCCCCACUCCCUGCCCAGCAAAUGGGGCUCUUUUCCUAGCACCCACGCUCUUCUAGCCCACGUUCUGGUUCUUGCAGAGCUGGAAGCAAUGCCAGGUCUUCCUUGUGCAGAAGGGAAAACAGAGACCACGGUGGGCAGAGGCCCCUGCGCCCAGCCCUCCUGCCUCACCCCCACUAGGCCCCAAGCAAGAACUGCCUCGAGUACCAGGUGGACCUGCCCCCUGCUUCCUGUUCCCUGCCCAGAUAGAUCUGGGGCUGAGGUCCUGCAAGGGCCUGGGGUGGGACCAUGGGAAUGGGACCAUGCCCUCUCCAACAUCUGUGCUGGCCUGGUGUGGCCCCUUCCUUGGGGACAUACUUGAAGUUCCAAAAAGACAUCGGCUCCCCUCGCCACUCAGACCAACAGGGUGGUGGUCAGGGGCUAUGGCUCUGGCCAUGCUGCGGGGAGGGGCUCUGAGUCGCCCGCCACAGCCUCUUCUCUCCAGCCCCUCUCUCCAAUCAG
Molecule: messenger RNA, 6456 nt
Organism: Hippopotamus amphibius kiboko
Lineage: Eukaryota; Metazoa; Chordata; Mammalia; Artiodactyla; Hippopotamidae
Gene: GJC2
Product: gap junction protein gamma 2
Exons: 2
Coding region: 4208-5494 (428 amino acids)
Biological process (GO): cell communication
Cellular component (GO): connexin complex
Source: RefSeq, a predicted model, not a curated record